Myzus persicae (green peach aphid) is the source of this 4036-nucleotide messenger RNA. RefSeq names its product NF-kappa-B inhibitor cactus-like. The transcript is spliced from 8 exons. Bases 260 to 1747 code for a protein of 495 amino acids. The record is from RefSeq and is a predicted model, not a curated record. NCBI's taxonomy places the organism in Eukaryota, Metazoa, Arthropoda, Insecta, Hemiptera, Aphididae. Gene Ontology annotation, molecular function: protein binding.
ACAUUCGGCUUUUGUCCGGCUCCCCAGACACCGCGCUACCACCGCCGACGCCGGUAUAUAGUCGGUACUCGGUACCACUAUAUGAUGUGAAUUUCCAAUAUGCGUAGUUUAAAAACGAGAUAAAACAUUCAUAUCAUAGUUUUAAGCUUAAGAGUUUCAAACCUAAAAAAAAAAAAAAUGAUAUCAAUGAUCGUCGAAGUAAAAAAUAUCGCAAUUCCAUAAAAUAUGAACUGUGUUGAUAGACAUUGAAUCCUUCAACAUGUACGGGUUUACUGCCUAUAAACUUCAUACGGUUACUCCAAACCCAUGUCGGUCGUCUGAUACCGGACGAAGGACAUCCGCAACCGUUCAUUUCAACCCGAAAAUCCCGUUCAACAACGCAACAGAUCAUCUUUACAGAACAAAAGACAAUUUAAAAUCUUCAACGGUGUCUUCUUCUAUAGCCACUUGUCAUAGACGUGGUGCUCCAAGAUAUGCUUUAGCUGAUCAAAAUAAUACAACAUUUAGUCGUGGAUCAUUUCCAAACGAUUACAAUGAUGACGGCCUUGAUGAUUAUUUAAGUCACAGGCGGUACUCAGCAGAUGAAUGUAGCGUAGAUACAGGAAGAAAAUCUUUAACUUUUGACUUGUACGAUAAGAAGCUCUCAGAGAGCAUACACGACGUGCAAAAGAAAUUUCAUGAAAUCACUGUAUGUGAAAGCAGCACCGUCAAAGAGAUGACACCAGAAAUACCAGAUUCACGAGUGCGAACGCCACCAGAAUUAUCACGUGUGAAUACCGAUGACCCAGCCGAAUGUGUUAAGCAGAUGUUAAAAGCUGCUAGAGAUAUGGAGUUGGAAUCAGUUGUUAAUAUUUUAACAAGCCAUGAUGAAGAAUUUUUUAGAAAUAAUAUCAAUGACACGGAUUCAACAGGUCGAACGCUAUUGAGCUACGUUUCAUCGAGUGGCAGUGCUGAAAUAGUCGAAGAGAUAUUUAGAGUGCCGGAUUUGGAUUAUAACAAACCGGACAAUGAGGGCAAUACACCAUUACAUUUUGCAUCGCAAGCGGGUCAAUCAGAAAUUGUGUGCCUGUUAUUGAACAACUGUCUAAAACUAGAGAUUGAUGCCAGAAACUGUUUGGGCUUCACACCACUAAUGAAGGCUGCUCUUCAGGGGCGCACGAAAUGCGCGAAAUUUCUACUGUAUGCAGGGGCAUCGCCUACCAUGCGGGACACCGGACGCGGCCUGCGAGCCGAACAGUGGGCCAGAUUCUGCGGCCGGUACAAUUGCGCGGACGCGAUCGAGAAACUGGCGCGCAACCGACUCUUGGAACGGACGACGUCGUACGGCCGGUGGGGCAGCGAUCCAGAACUGGGUCCGCACAUGCUGAUCAACGGCCGGUUGAUGCAGCCGCCGGCCGCGUCGGCGGUGGCCACGCUCCAGCGUGCGGCCACGCAGCACCACCGCUCGAUCAAGUCGAAACUUAAGCGGGCGUUCCGCACGUCGUCCAAUCCCGACUCGACCACCGGUACCGCCAACCAGUAUUCGCUGGUGUCGCAGCUCACCGGCGCGGCCCUGUGCGCAAGCAGCCCCGCGUUGCCGGUGCACACGCGCGCCAAGCCCAUGGUCAAGUCUUUGCUCAGACCGUUGACAGUGCCCAAGGUGACCGUCACCGGACUGCAAGAACCGCUCCAGCAGCAAACGCCCGUCCCGUCGUCCCCGAACGCCGCCGAUUCUCGGAGCAAAAAACAGAAGAACAAAAAACGAUGAUGGUAACCGACAAACGCGGGUUACUGUUUAAUUAUUAUGACUAUUACUAUGAUUACAAUUAUUUUUACGUGGUACAGGAUACAAUAAAUACCGUGAAUUACCCAUUUCUUUCUUGAAAUAAUAUGCAUAAUGACGACUGUACCUACUGCUGCAGUACCUAUACAAUAUAUAGUCGUAUAGGCGCCGUGUUGAAAUUAUAAAAAAAAUUUUUGGGGGGGGGAGGGGGCAGAUAAAUAAUUAACUUUUUUAUUUAACGAACCAAUGUAGCUAAUUAAAUAUAUAUGAUGAUGAACAACGGACAAUAAAUUCGUAUACUGAGCAAGUAUCAUAUUAUGUUUUCGUAUUUACGAUGGUAAUUUAUUUAAAUGUAUCUGAUUCAUUUUAAAAGUUUUCUGAUACAGGAUCGACUAAAAUUCCCCGACACACUUAACCUUGAUUACCUACUGAUGUUCUAAUUAAAUUUAAACCACAGACCUAUUAACUAUGUUUAGGUCUAUGAUUUAAACUACCAAUAUCAGACUGCCGGAGCCAUUGUUUUAUACUGUUAAAAGUUAUGAUGGUGCUGCAAAGUACAAAUGUAAGUGGCCAUAUACCUAACUAUUAUAGCAACCAGUGAUUUUUUGAAAUCUGGCACCUAUGCUUGAGUGGAAAACGGUGAGCGAAAAAAGCUGAAUUUGGUACCUAGGCAUUAGAAAUAUUAAAAAACUCUUAAUAUGGACACAACGUUUUUUAAUAUCUGCAAAAAGUGGUCUUCAUCAUUAAAUAAAUAAAUUGUUAUUUAACAAUAAUUAUGGAAUUUUAACCUCUCGGAAAAUUAAUAUGUGCCAUAUAUCCACGUAUCUAAUUAAUCUAGAGUAAGGUUUUAUCUAUAGGUAGGCAGUAGGCACUAAUUGACUAUAAUAAGAAUCUUUUAUAAUAUGUAGGUACCAACUAAGGCCUAUAGGUACUGUAACAGCAGCAGUCAGCUCUUGCAUAAGACCAUGUUAGUCCAUAGAUACCUAUACCUAACCAACCAAUCGACUGGCUAUUUUAGGAGAUUGUAUACUAUUAUUUCGUUAAUCGGAUGCAAAAUGUUAUUUCAUACUUACUAAUAGUGAUCUCGUGAAAUUUUAUCUUAGAUGUAUCUAAUUUUCUUGUUAUUAAAUAUAUCUUCUAAUAUACUACCUAUAUAGGUACCUUGCAUAUUGUAAUUUGUAUUAAAUAAUAGGUAGGAAUAUGUGGCGUUGAAAUCACAAAUCCAUUAUCACAUAGGUACUAUAAAAAAAAUAGCUGUAUGUAAAAUACUUUAGUAGUUUAGUACUUUACCUAUCUUAUAAGUCAGGCGCUGAUCCAUAACUCAUUAACAGGAACAAUUACAUUGUUAAGUACCUAGGUAUAUUAUAGGUAUCAUUUUUUUUGUUUGAAAAUGUCAAUGCAUUUAAAUUGAAAUUAGAAAGUGGAGUUUCUGUGUUAUUUAACUUAAUGUACCUAAUAAGGAUGAUAACCGGGAUUAUACAUAAAAUAUGGGUUAAGUUUAGUCUAGUAGGUACAGUAAUAGCCAGUAGGUAGGUACACCUACUUUUUAUACACAGGCAAUUUUUAAAAAUUGUUCAACUUAAGUAAAUUAAUAUUAAUCACUAUUAAUAUAUUAUCAUUAGUAAGUAUUUAAUAAUAAAUGAUGCAAAAUAUAAAAACCAUAGUGGGGUAAGAAAGAGCUUAUCGACACACUGAAUCUACGCCUGCUACAUAAUUCCUAUGAUUCUUAAAGUAUAUAAAGAAUAAGAAUUUUUUGUUUUGUAUUCCUACCGUUAAAAAUAAUAUUACUUACUUAUACCUUUCAUUGAAAAAAAAAUAGAUUUUAAAUGUAAUUUCUAGUUUAAAAUGUUGUUUAUACUUUAAACUUCUUCAAGAAGCAUUGUUACGAAGUUUGGAAGGUACCUAACCUAGUACCUUAUACUCACAUGAAAUAUUAGAAACUACUAAUAUAAAAUGUUUAAUAUAUGGUGAACAAUAAAAAGCUUAACAAAGCACAAGUAGAAAAUCAACUAUCAAGAAAAAUAUGAAAUAGUUGCUAACGUAAGUCAAUUUUUUUAACUAGAUUUUAAUUUACCGAUAAUUAUUUAUUUAUUUCCAAAUAUCUAUUUUUAUACAUAUUUUAGUUGAUCUGUAAACUCAAAAAUUAUGCAUUCACAUUUGCUGUCACCUACCACUUGUCCACUUACCUAGCUAAUACUAAAAUACUUAUGUAUCCAUAAGGCCAUAAAUAGCAAGAUUUAAGUAUUAGUCCCUACAACUGCUCCAUUUUUUUUU